AUGUUCUUCAAGCCAACCGAGUACAGAAAAAAAAUAAAGCUAGGGACAAGGUGUAUGAUAGCUAGCGCGAUUAAGACGCUAAAAAAUCUGAAACCCAAGCUGUCUAACGCGGAGAUGAGCUGGUUCACGGAGCAUCCUCAAUUCAGACACAUUUUCCACAUGAAGAUAGAGACUAACCACAGGGUUCAGGGAAUGUGGAUGUUGUUGUUGCGUACUGCUGGUAGCGAGAAGCUGAGAGAAGUGUGGUUCAUUGUGAAUGGGGUUCCAAUCCGUUACGGGCUAAGGGAACAUGGUUUGAUAUCUGGGCUAUUCUGCCAGAACUAUCCUCUCGGCUACAAAGAGCUUGGUGGGAUGAGGUUCGUUGAUCGUCAUUUCAAGGAAGGAGAACCGAGAAGGUUAGAGGAUGUUAAGAAGAAGUUGGUGAACAUGGGACCCCACAAAGACAGACUGAAGAUGGCGGUUCUAUUCUUCUUAGCUUCGGUUGUUUGUGCGCAAACGAAGGUUGGACACAAGGCUAAUGAUGUAUUGGAGGUGUUCCAGAGAGCAAUGGAUGAUCUUGAGUACUGCAAGUCCUUUCCGUUGGGGAGAUUUUCCUAUGAUUACAUGGUGAAGGAGAUCUCUCACACAAUGAAGCAUUUUGGAGGGGUGGUGAAAGAGAAAACAUUAUGGCCGCUACCAGGUUUCUGUGUUCCAUUAGAGCUUCUUGCAUUCGAGGCAAUUCCGAAGCUAGGAAUAGCGUUCAGAGAGCCUGUGGUUGGAGCUGGUCGCGACUGUCCGAGGAUGUGCAAGUCCUACUUUAAACGAAAUGGAAUGACAGGGGUGUCACUUUCUGUGAUAAACAAGGAACUGGGUAACACAACUAUAAGUCUUCCUGUGAACUGUGGUAGAACUAGGGUAGGAAUAAAGUGAAAAUGUGGUAGAAGUAAGGUAGUACUAGAAAGGGAACUAGGGUAGGAAUAAAGUGAAACUGUGGUAGAAGUAAGGUAGUAACUCAUUUUCUUUUUAGACAUUAGAAAUUGCUAAGUUUUAAAUUUAUUUAUGUGUGUGAUAGGUUAUUGACAGCAUCAUCCCCACCAAAACUCCACGAGAAGAUAGCCUUUUGGAUGAGAUUAUGGAAGAUGAAGACGAUGUUGAUCAAUCUGAUAUAGCUGUGGACAGUUGGGAGAAGUGUCUGGAUGCAGGGCAGAAGGUUUUUUUUAAAGACAUGUUCGACGAAGAUGUAGCUGGGCGUGAAAAACAGCCAGAACCGAUUGAAGAAGCAACAGGGGAUGGAGUACAGGUAGGUGAGCAGUCGAUUCAGCUGGGAGAUGUUAUGAAUAUGCUGAAAAAAACAAUGAAAGGAAAAUUGACAAGAAAGUUGACCAGCUGGAUGGGAGAUUGGCCCCGCUUGAGGAGUUUGUCAAGGAAGCACAAAGCAAAGUAGUAGAGGUUGAAGAAGCAGAAUCACAAGGGAAAGACAAAAGAAAGAAAACCCAGAAGUCUGUGGGGGAAAGGCAAAAAACAGAAAACCAAGUGAAGUCAAGUGGAGUUGAGUGAAACAAAGUCUCUGGAUGUUUUAUGUUAAUCGUUUUUGUUUUGUUAAAGACAAACGAAGUCUGAAUGUUUAUCUUGUUUGUGAUGUGGAUUUACAACUUUAACUAUGUUAUGACUAAGUUGUUAUGUCAUAUUAGUGUUGUAAUGUUGUUAUUAGAUUUGUCUCGUUUUAGGUGAAUGAUAAUUCUAUGACAUAUUACCAUUU
Brassica napus (rape) is the source of this 1738-nucleotide messenger RNA. RefSeq lists its product as uncharacterized. The record is from RefSeq and is a predicted model, not a curated record. The transcript is spliced from 2 exons. NCBI's taxonomy places the organism in Eukaryota, Viridiplantae, Streptophyta, Magnoliopsida, Brassicales, Brassicaceae. Bases 1 to 909 code for a protein of 302 amino acids.